This is a messenger RNA of Lotus japonicus, 1128 nucleotides long. RefSeq lists its product as uncharacterized. The coding region runs from base 1 to 1128 and encodes 375 amino acids. The record is from RefSeq and is a predicted model, not a curated record. Lineage: Eukaryota; Viridiplantae; Streptophyta; Magnoliopsida; Fabales; Fabaceae. The transcript has a single exon. Gene Ontology annotation, molecular function: RNA-DNA hybrid ribonuclease activity; nucleic acid binding.
AUGAAGAUAGUCCAGAUUCCACUUACCUCAUAUCAAAGAAAUGACAUUGUGAUUUGGAAGGAUAAUAGAGAUGGCCAGUAUAGUGUCAAGUCGGGCUACAAACAACUCAGAUGCAUCCAAAACAUUCAACAAACGACUGGCCCUUCACACUCAAAUGGAUCAAAACUUUGGCAGCAAAUAUGGGCCAUGAAAUCUCUACCAAGGUGCAAGGAACUAAUUUGGAGGGCAAGCAAAGAAAUCCUUCCAGUCAAAAUGAAUAUGAAAAAAAGAGGUAUGAAUAUAGAUCCAAUCUGUCCUUGUUGUGGUGAAGAGGAAGAGACCACAAUCCACGCUCUCCUCACAUGCGAACCCGUCCGUAGAAUAUGGUUUGCUUCCCACCUCAAUAUACACAUCUCAAUGGAUACCCCAGACAAUUUCCUCUGCUGGUUGGAACGCAUCCUGGCACACCCUGAAAAAGACACCAUGGCAGAAGUUUUCAACAUGAUUUGGGCCAUCUGGGGGAGAAGAAACGCGUGGACCUUUGAGCAGCAACUUUGGGACAUCAAUCGAACACUAGCAAAGGCCACAAGUAUCAGUGUGAGGGAAGCUCCCAGGCCUGCUGCCACAAAAAACACAACACCGCCAAAAUGGAAAGCACCACCAAGAGGUUUCUACAAGCUGAAUGUCGAUGCUGCGAUUAGAAGAAAUCUGGGCACGGGGUUGGGAGCAAUUAUCAGAAAUGAAAAAGGAGAAUCAAUGGCAGCUGCAACCUGGCUCAUUGAGGAAAUUGAGGAUCCUUCUCUUGUAGAGGCAGCUGGUAUAAAAUGGGCUCUGAGGUGGACAAAGGAAAUGGGAUUUGAUAGGGUGCUAGUGGAAACUGACUCCGUUCUUUUUGUCAACCAAUGGGAAAGAUCCCAGACUGGUAUCUCUUAUUUUGCUGAUAUAGUCAAGGAAUGUAAACACCUUUCCUAUGCUUUUAGUUUAUGUACUGUCUCCCAUGUGAAAAGGGAUUGUAAUGUAGUGGCAGAUUUCCUAGCCAACUUAGCCUUUGAUUUUCAUGAGAACUAUUGGUUAGAAGAGGACCCUCCUGGGACCUCCCUUUUGAUCUCUGCUGAUGUAACACACGCAGCUUCUGUUGCUCUUGAAUGA